Molecule: messenger RNA, 1059 nt
Organism: Ochlerotatus camptorhynchus
Lineage: Eukaryota; Metazoa; Arthropoda; Insecta; Diptera; Culicidae
Exons: 1
Coding region: 1-1059 (352 amino acids)
Biological process (GO): DNA replication, removal of RNA primer
Molecular function (GO): nucleic acid binding; RNA-DNA hybrid ribonuclease activity
Source: RefSeq, a predicted model, not a curated record
AUGCAAGCCAUAAUUCGUGCUGCAAUUCGUUUGAUGGAGAAGGAUUCCAGGAAUAUCGAUCUUCCAGUUGUGGAACGAGCGUCCGAUCGCCUGGCGACGAUUGAUGUAGAGCUUUCAAACAUCGCUGUACGAACACGUCUAGCCAACCGAGAGUGGUAUGAACCCAAGCCGCAUAUUGUUUGGGAUGUGAAACGGAAGGUGAAAGCUGGGGACCCCCCGAAUACAGUGCGUCCCAUCGUGGAGGAGUUGCUGGCUAACCGGUUCAACCGUGCUUUGGCUAUUUAUACGGAUGGUUCUAUAUGCGAGAACAUAGUUGGAGCAGGUGUAUUUAGUAGCAGCAUUCAGCAAGCAAUAGGUCUUCCGUCACAAUGUAGCGUGUUUUCGGUGGAGACCUUUGCAAUCAAGUCGGCCGUCAUCGCUGCAAGAGCAUCAACCGAAUGUGUUAUAAUUCUGUCUGAUUCAGCCAGCUGUCUUUCGGCCAUAGAGAGUGGCAGAUCGCAGCAUCCGUGGAUCCAGGAAGUCGAGCGCUUACUACGUGGACGGCCGAUCCACCUUUGUUGGAUCCCUGGUCACGCCGGAAUUCACGGUAACGAAGAAGCAGACCGUCUAGCCAGUGAAGCACGGAACAGUCCACCAAUCAACGUUGCCGUACCAAGAAUUGAUUCCAUCAAGAACAUGAACCAAGUCUUUCGUCAGCUGUGGGAAGCACGUUGGGCACAAUUGACAGAUGUGAAGCUGAAGGAGGUCAAAAGGGAAACGAAGAAGUGGAUCGAUCAGUACAGCUCUGCCGAUCAACGCAUACUCACUCGUCUGCGCAUUGGUCAUACUAGGGUUACGCAUGAAUUUUUGCUGAAGAAAACAGCUCCACCAGCAUGUGAAUGCUGUGGGACCGUUGUUGACGUUCGUCACAUUAUUCUGCACUGCAGAAAAUUUGAAGCGGCCAGGAUGAAAUACGAAAUCGAUUCCACAAGCCUUUUUACGGCGUUACGCAACGACGAUGAUUAUGAGAAGCGGUUGCUGAAGUUUCUGCAUGAAACCAAAUUUUAUCGGAAGCUUUGA